This is a messenger RNA of Neurospora hispaniola, 2109 nucleotides long. RefSeq lists its product as uncharacterized. The coding region runs from base 1 to 2109 and encodes 702 amino acids. The transcript has a single exon. The record is from RefSeq and is a predicted model, not a curated record. Gene Ontology annotation, molecular function: zinc ion binding; nucleic acid binding. NCBI's taxonomy places the organism in Eukaryota, Fungi, Ascomycota, Sordariomycetes, Sordariales, Sordariaceae.
AUGGCAGACCGCGGCGGCGCACCACCGCUCAACAACCAAGUCCGCUCUCAGGACACCCAAGCGACUCAACAGCCGCAAGUCACCAGCAACCACCACGCUGGAUACAGCCGGGAAAUGGACAUUGAUUCCGUUUCUAAUCAAGAUGGCGUCAACUCCGCCAACAGCGGAGUGACCCAUCACUCGCAAGUCGAGAAUCAAAGCGUCGCGACCUCUGCAAACAGCGGAGCGCACGCUCAAUCACAGGUUGAGGAUCAAAGCGAGGUCCAACACCUCCACACUCACCCACUCGUACAUCGCCCGCGCGGGCAGUACAUUCAGGACACUGUCCAGCCGCGAGCCCAGCCGCGAACUGCACCAGGCAAUAGCCGCAAGAGGGCCUACGAGCCAGACUACAGCUUUGCUGACAUUUAUCGCAGCGCUGAUCAAAUCGAACAGCGCAUGGGAGUUCGUCGCCUGCCUUUUGUGGGAGGGUUCCUGCAACAGGAACCCCAUGAUAGGGUCCAUGUCCAGUACAACAAUCCACACUACAAGGAUCAGCUUGAGCUUUUGGGCGGCAAUCAGUCCUCCAUCAACUGGUUUGCCCCGGACCGACAGUCCAAGGUCAACUACGGGCAUCAGUUCGUGGCAAAAGUUGCCACAGAUGAUGAGAGCCUUACGGCCCUCGUCAAAACCAUUCAGCAGGAAGCUCGCAAGCAGGGUUCUCACAUUGUCAAUCUGUGGAUGCAGUGUCAAGACUCGAACGAGCAGCGUAAGCUGUCAAAGACUGUGGUUGGUCAGACCUACAACCACCUGGCUCCCUCGUACAACGCGACGAUUCAGACAUGCACCGCAUGCGGCAAGGCUGGUCACAGAGUCAGGGAUUGUCCCAAGCCGGACACUGUGCAUUUCAGCAUCAGAAUGUGCCCGGUCUGCGAUACGCAAGAGCACCCCUUUGAUGCGUGUCUCGAGGUUCGAAAGAGGCUCCCUCUUAUCAACACGGACACUCAAGGUCCAGAGCAGCCUCCCAAUGUCGUCGAGGCGUACAAGUGGUUCGGCGAGAUGCUGAUGACGAGGCGUGUCAAUAAGCCGCCGGUGCGCACUACUCAAGUUAGCUGGACAGCCGUUGCUCUGUAUUUGCACCACUAUGCCCCGGAUUUCAUGUUCCAGGGCGCACCCUGGAGCCUGCCAUUCACGUGCAAAAUGUCCAAAGCUCGCCGUCGCGAUGACAUUCUCGAUGGCCGCACCCACUGGCAGGAUUGGGACCCCAGCAAAGGCCACAGGGACGAGGACCUGACUACGGACCCUUUGUGCCGGUCCCUGGCGGUUAUCGUCGAGAGCCUCCGGAUACGCGAGCUGACUUCCGAGCGGUUCGUGACCUCAGCGACGCGCGUUGCCUUGCACAAUAGCGUCCACACUGAAUUCACUCAGCACCUUCAAGUGGACCCGCGGUCCGAAGGCCGUUUUCACAUUGAGCUCACUGAAGCCCCUGCUUCAAUUGCCCAUGCAGUCGGCAGUGCUGCCCCGAGACCUGCGCCCAACCCUGCGCCCAACCCUGCUGAUGCUGCAGUCGAGGAGCCUCCCCGCGAUCGGUCAAUGCCCGUCAUCAUCAAGACUGAGCCAGACACAGAGGGCUCUGGCAUCACGGUUCCGAAAGAACUCGUCAAGCUUCCGACCGAGCAUGUCACCGUCACGGAACGGUGCUUGAAAAUCCUUGACGAGGACGAAGACGCUGACCCGGCUCAGUUGCUUUUUGAGUUGAUGCCACCCACAAAGCCGCAUAACAGGGUUAUUCAGCCCGCACAGAUGCGUCCACUGGCGUUGCGAGUAGCUGCUCUUCGGGUUGCGAAAAACAACUCGCUCAGACAGUAUGGCGAGAGCUCUACAGCCAAUGCUCAGGAUCCUGACACUCAGAUGACUGAAGGCGAUCCUCCAGCCGGUGUCAGCCAGUCCGGCCAAGCGUCGGAGCAUGCCGGCAAUGCAACCGAGGAUGCUCCUGAGGAGGAAGAAGAGGAAACCAUCGAACGUUCAGACGAUGAGGACAAUUUAUUCUUUCCCAGUCAAAAGCCCAUUCGAAAAGACUCAUCUAGUGAGUCGUCUCAUUCCUCGGAUGAAGGCGAAAACCCCAUUUAG